AUGGCCGAGCGCAAGGAGCUGUACCACGAGCGCCAGCAGCUCUACCGCUGCGGGCUGCACGCGCUCAACAACGUGCUCCAAGGCCCCGUGUUCACUAAAUCCACGCUGGACGAGGCGUGUGAGGAGCUGGCGACCAGAGCGGACCCGGACGCCGGCAAUGGGCUCAUGAACUGGGCCUGGAACCCGCACAGAUCCCCAUUGGGACUGGGCAAUUACGACGUCAAUGCGCUGACACUUGCCCUGCAGCAAAAAGGAUAUGUGAUGCAGUGGCUGGACAAGCGCGUUCCUGUGGACGACAAGCUGGUGAAGCUGGACGAGGCCGAGGGGGUGCUGUGCAAUGUGGUCAUGACCACGAUGCUCAGCAGUUUGUGGCUGCAGAGACACUGGUUCGCGAUUCGGAAAGUUGGCGGCGUGUGCUACAACUUGGACUCGAAGCUGCCAGCCCCAGCGGUGCGUUGUGUUCGAUCACUAUGA
This is a messenger RNA of Phytophthora sojae, 474 nucleotides long. RefSeq lists its product as hypothetical. The transcript has 3 exons. The record is from RefSeq and is a predicted model, not a curated record. Gene Ontology annotation, molecular function: cysteine-type deubiquitinase activity. Bases 1 to 474 code for a protein of 157 amino acids. Gene Ontology annotation, biological process: protein deubiquitination. Lineage: Eukaryota; Oomycota; Peronosporomycetes; Peronosporales; Peronosporaceae.